Molecule: messenger RNA, 807 nt
Organism: Penaeus monodon (black tiger shrimp)
Lineage: Eukaryota; Metazoa; Arthropoda; Malacostraca; Decapoda; Penaeidae
Product: larval cuticle protein LCP-17-like
Exons: 3
Coding region: 30-638 (202 amino acids)
Cellular component (GO): chitin-based extracellular matrix
Molecular function (GO): structural constituent of chitin-based larval cuticle
Source: RefSeq, a predicted model, not a curated record
ACCAUCACUCUGCUAUCGCAAGCACCACCAUGAAGUCUAUAAUCUUAGCUAUCUUGGUUGCUGUGGUCAGCGCUGCCCCACAGUACGGCUAUCCCACCCCUACCACGCCGACCCCCGACCCGACACCUGGAUACACAUACCAGGAGCCCGAACAGACGUACCUGGCGCCCGAUACCCGCGCAGAAGAAAGCGGAGAAAGCAGCGCAGAAGAGCCAGAAGAGCCAGAAGCGCCUGUGGAAGUAGUGCCGAUUCUGAAGGACGAGCGCGUGAACAACGAGGAUGGAAGCUACACUGUCGAUAUCGAGACUGGCAAUGGCAUUAUAACCUCAGAGGCAGGCUCACAGAACGGUGAAGGCGCCAUCAUCAAGACUGGCCAGUAUUCCUACACUGCCCCAGACGGUUCGGUGAUCGAGGUCAAGUUCGUCGCCAACGAGAACGGCUUCCAGGCGGAGUCCGACGCCCUGCCCGUGGCGCCCGAAUUCCCUCACGAAAUUCCCGAAUUCGUGCUCAGGCAGAUCCAGUUCGCGGCUGAGGAGGACGCGCGUGCUGCCGCUGAAGCUGAAGCCGAACUGAAAGCUGCUGAAACUGCACUGAAAGCUGCUGAAACCCCCUCGAACUUGUACGAGCGGCCCCAGUAAAGGCUUUUACGAAAACGCCAUCGCGACUUCUUUUGUAUUAGAUAUAUUUACAAAAAUGUAAAAAGAAAAAAAGUCUACACACAACACAAGUAGUGCUAGAACUAAUGUUAACUAGGAAAAGAUCAAUAAAAGUGUCUCCCACACCAGGAAUUAAAACAAUACAUGUUUA